AUGCCUUCUUCUUCCGUAGGAAUCUCUCUUUCCUUCCUUUUCUGGGCUCUGCUAAUCUCACCGUCUGUCUCACAAACCUGCAAGUCACAAACAUUUUCCGGUGACAAAUCCUACCCUCACUGCCUCGACCUCCCUCAACUCAAAGCCUUCCUCCACUACUCUUACGAUCCCGCAAACACAACCCUCGCCGUCGUCUUCUCCGCUCCGCCUUCAAAGCCUGGCGGAUGGAUUGCUUGGGCAAUAAAUCCAAAGUCGACCGGUAUGGUCGGAGCUCAAACCCUUGUCGCCUACAAGGAUCCAGACAACGGUGUCGCCGUCGUGAAGACCCUCAACAUAAGCUCAUACAGCUCGCUUACUCCGUCGAAGCUGGCAUUUGAUGUCUGGGACAUGAAAGCCGAGGAAGCGUCGAGAUCGUUGAGGAUCUUCGCGAGGAUUAAGGUUCCGGCUGAUUUAGCGGCGAAUGGAAAGGUGAACCAGGUCUGGCAAGUCGGUCCUGAAUUGGGCCCUGGGGGGAUGAUAGGGAAGCACGAUUUCGACCCUCCGAAUCUUGAUUCUAAAGGUCCUCUGGAUAUAACCGGCGACAACAGUGGUGGCGUAAUCUCCGAUGGUGAGGGAGAUUCCAAGGUCAAGAAGAGAAAUAUUCAUGGGAUAUUAAACGCAGUGAGUUGGGGAAUUCUGUUUCCGAUAGGAGCAAUUAUAGCGAGAUACAUGAGGAUAUUUGAAUCCGCAGAUCCUGCCUGGUUUUACCUCCACGUUUCUUGUCAGUUCGCUGCUUACGUCAUUGGGGUUGCCGGUUGGGCAACCGGACUCAAGCUUGGCAGCGAGUCCGAUGGUAUUCGCUAUGCCAGCCACGGUAACAUCGGCAUUGCCCUCUUCUCCCUCGCCACCAUUCAGAUGUUUGCAAUGUUGUUGAGGCCUAAAAAAGACCACAAGUACAGAUUCUAUUGGAAUAUCUACCACCAUGGAGUUGGCUAUUCGAUCCUUAUCCUCGGGAUCAUUAAUGUCUUUAAAGGUCUCAGCAUCUUGAAACCACAAGACACGUACAAGACGGCUUACAUUACAGUGAUCGCGUGCCUUGGAGGCAUAGCUUUGCUCUUGGAAGCCGUUACUUGGGUCAUUGUGCUCAAGAGAAAAUCGAACAACCCAAUGAAGCCUCUUAGGACCUAA
Messenger RNA from Arabis nemorensis, 1167 nucleotides. The record is from the annotation of a GenBank genome assembly. NCBI's taxonomy places the organism in Eukaryota, Viridiplantae, Streptophyta, Magnoliopsida, Brassicales, Brassicaceae.